AUGGCUUCAAACGUAACAACCGCCAUUGACUCCUUCAAGAGCAAGUUUCCUGGAAAGGUCACCACUCCGGACAACGCAGAGUAUGAAGCUGCGAAAACCCACCCAUGGUCUCAGAUAUGCUGGACACCAGCAGCUGCAUACAUCCAACCAGGCUCGGCGGAAGAAGUAGCACAGUCUCUUCAGACAAUCCAGCAACACAAAUGCAGAUUCGCCGUCAGAACUACUGGCCACAACCCCAAUCUCAGGUUCAGCAGCACUGAUGAGACUGGAAUUCUUCUUGACCUUUGCCGGCUCAAGUAUAAAGAAUUGAUCCAAGGCAAUAUCGCGCGUGUUGGAGCAGGUAAUACCUGGGGUGAAGUUUACUCUUGGCUUGAGGAUCAUCAACUUUCAGCAGUUGGUGGCAGAGAUCAACAAGUCGGACUACCUGGUUUCCUACUUGGAGGCGGCCUGGGAGCCUUCCCAAACCUUCAUGGAGUUGGAGCGGAUAACGUCAAGAACUUCGAGAUUGCCCUGGCGGAUGGCACAGUGGUGAACGCCAACUCUGCUGAGAACGCCGACUUGUACAGAGCCCUGAAGGGAGGUGGUUCAAACUUUGGUAUCAUCACAAGCGUCGACCUCGAGACGCAGCCAUUGCUGAAGGUCCAAUACACCAUCAACAUUUACAACCCGGAAGACCACACAGGCAUCAUCAACGCAACAGUUAAAGUCCAAAAUUCUAUGGAAUCAGACCCCAAGAUUGGACUGUUCACAAACUUCAAUCCUGGAUUCGUGGCAGUCGGACUUCUCUAUGCCGAUCGCCCAACCGAGCAGGUCAAAGCCUUUGAGCCCUUUUACAAGCUUGGUAGUCUUUUGUUAACUGCCAUUACCCAAACCAACGGUACCUUGCUAUCUCUAGCUCAGGCUAUGGGUCAUGAACAAGAGCCCAAAAAUCGAGCUAUUGGCACAGUCACUACUACAGUAUCGGAGAGUCUCUAUGUUGAAGUGUACAAUGGAUGGAAUGAGACUAUUAAAGACCUACCAGCCGGUGCUGUUCUGCACUAUACUAUCCAGCCAGUGGGCAAGGCAUGCAUUCAAGUUGGCAAGGCUAAAGGAGGAAACUUGAUGGGACUGCAAGAGACCCCGCAGUGCUGGUGGGUGUUUACCUGCGAGUGGCCCAAGGGCGAAUGCGACGAUGCUGCGGCACAAAAGGCUGUUGACUCGAUUGUUCGCAAGGUGCAGUACAUGGCACAGGAGAAAGGUCUAUUGCUCGACUUCUUGCUUCCAAACUUUGCGGGUGCCUCCCAGAAGGUAUUGCGCAGCUAUGGUGACGGAUCAGUGCAGUUGAUGAAGGAGAUGGCCGCAAAGUACGACCCUGAGCGUGUCUUCCAAAAGUUGCAACAUGGAGGUUUCUUGCUACGUAACAGUGUAUAA
Fusarium vanettenii 77-13-4 is the source of this 1410-nucleotide messenger RNA. RefSeq lists its product as uncharacterized. Bases 1 to 1410 code for a protein of 469 amino acids. The transcript is spliced from 6 exons. The record is from RefSeq and is a predicted model, not a curated record. Gene Ontology annotation, molecular function: FAD binding. Lineage: Eukaryota; Fungi; Ascomycota; Sordariomycetes; Hypocreales; Nectriaceae.